UCCAAAAAAAAAACACAAAACAUGAAACGUGCCAAUUUAAUAAGAGGUCAAUGUUUGAGUUUAAGGCCUCAAGGUAGCAGUAAAAUGGAUCGUUAUGAAAAAUUAAGUCGUUUGGGUGAAGGCUCUUAUGGUGUGGUUUACAAAUGUCGUGAUCGUGAAACGGGCCAACUAGUGGCUGUUAAAAGAUUUGUGGAGUCAGAAGAUGAUCCUGCCAUUAGAAAAAUAGCUUUAAGAGAAAUACGUUUACUAAAGAAUCUAAAACAUCCAAAUUUGAUUUCAUUACUUGAGGUAUUUCGCCGCAAACGACGUUUACAUUUGGUAUUUGAAUUUUGUGAACUAACGGUGCUGCAUGAAUUGGAACGUCAUCCUCAGGGCUGUCCGGAGCAUUUAACGAAACAAAUUGUCUAUCAAACGUUGCAAGGAGUUGCAUAUUGCCACAAACAAGGCUGCCUGCAUCGUGACAUCAAACCCGAAAAUAUAUUGUUGACAGCGCAGGGACAAGUGAAAUUGUGUGAUUUUGGUUUUGCUCGUAUGUUAAGUCCUGGUGAAAACUAUACAGACUAUGUUGCUACACGUUGGUAUAGAGCUCCCGAACUGCUGGUGGGUGAUACACAAUAUGGCACCCCCGUAGAUGUAUGGGCUAUUGGUUGUCUGUUUGCCGAACUGGUACGUGGUGAAGCAUUAUGGCCCGGGCGCAGUGAUGUGGAUCAAUUGUAUUUGAUACGUAAAACAUUGGGUGACCUUCUGCCAAGACACAUACAGAUAUUUGGUCAAAAUGAAUACUUUAAGGGCAUCACUUUACCAGUGCCACCCAAUUUAGAGCCAUUAGAAGAGAAAAUGCCAGCCAAGUCUUUACAAAAUCCUUUAACAAUAGAUUUUUUAAAGAAAUGUUUGGACAAAGAUCCAGCCAAACGUUGGUCUUGUGAAAAACUUAUCAAACACUCCUACUUUGAUGACUACAUUGCCAAACAACGUGAACUGGAAAGUCUCAAUAGUUUAGAGGCAGCAAAUCUACGACAACAGCAGCAGCUCUUGCAACAGCAUAUGUUACAACAACAACAUUUGCAACAACAGCAGCAAGCACAACAAUCACUAUUGCAGACUUCACAGGCGGUGGCACAAGCACAAGCCGCAGCAGCAAUAGCAGGCAGAGAUAAAUCAAAGACUUCAAAUACCUCCCUUCCUUUAUUGCCAUCCAAUCAUCAUCACCAUCAUAACCAGGAUUAUGGAAAGUUGCAGCCACUCAAUAAAAAUUCCACAUUAUUUCCAAGAAGUGAACAUCAUUUACCCACUAUUUAGAGGAAAUUUGUA
Molecule: messenger RNA, 1311 nt
Organism: Calliphora vicina (urban bluebottle blowfly)
Lineage: Eukaryota; Metazoa; Arthropoda; Insecta; Diptera; Calliphoridae
Product: cyclin-dependent kinase-like 1
Exons: 7
Coding region: 22-1299 (425 amino acids)
Biological process (GO): protein phosphorylation
Cellular component (GO): nucleus
Molecular function (GO): ATP binding; protein serine/threonine kinase activity
Source: RefSeq, a predicted model, not a curated record